This is a messenger RNA of Mollisia scopiformis, 899 nucleotides long. RefSeq lists its product as uncharacterized. The transcript has 6 exons. The coding region runs from base 1 to 864 and encodes 287 amino acids. The record is from RefSeq and is a predicted model, not a curated record. NCBI's taxonomy places the organism in Eukaryota, Fungi, Ascomycota, Leotiomycetes, Helotiales, Mollisiaceae.
AUGUCUACGAUGUUCGAGAUGAGAUUUCAAAUGCUAGUGCAAAGGCUCACUGUAGCAAGUUCGGAUGAAGUGUCGUCCGAUUUGUGGUGGGCAGCUUGGUUGUCUAAGAUGCAAGAUUUAUGCCCCUAUUCUACCCGUUCACUCAAUGCCUGUUGUACUGAGGUGCAAGUUUUCCGCGUGAACAUACCUUGUUUUUCCUCUCGAAACCUCAUCGACUCGUCGAGGCAAGCCACCGAAUCGAGGCCCGAGACGAUCGACAAACGACAAACGACAACCGAGAAGCAAGGGUGGGCAGAUAAUGAGAUGAUGGGAGGAGAUUGGGGGUUGGAUAACAUCCGAGCGAGGGAGUCGGGAGGAGGAGGUUGGAGGAAGGGCAUCAGAGAGUACUGGAGGAGCAGUGGUUCCGGAGGAAAGGGUGAGGCCGAGAUGGAUGACUCGACUACGAUCCGAUGCAAGCCACCGAUACGAGGCCCGAGACGAUUCUACGAGCGGACGAACGACAUCGAACGAGCGACCGAGCGAUACCGAACGAGCGACCGACAUCGAAUGAGCGAGCGACACCGGCCGAACGACCGAGAACGAACGACUGCGAACGAUCGAUACCGAUUUCGACAUCGACGUGUAGUGAGGUGUAUUUGGGGAUGGAUGACUUGGUGGACAGGGUGGUGGAUUCUGAGAGAAGAAUGUCCGGGAGUUGCAUUGGAGAUAUGGAAGAAUGUGCGUGAAAAGAGUUGGAGUGGAAGAGUUGGAGCAAGUAAGAUUGGAAUGGCAGAUGUUAGGAGGGGCACGGCUGGCAGGUAUUUUGGGAAGAAGGGUUAUUGCUUUGGAUGGGAGAGGUGGACUGAGGAGGAUAGUGGUGGUUGAAGGAGAUGGGCAGAUAUUUGGGAGAAAUGAAUUGG